AUGCUAGCAUUCACCUUAGCCUUGGCUGGCAUCUUAGGCCCAAUCGGCUCCUAUGCCAGUGUAGGCACAUCAGCUUGCUCUAAUAUCACCUCCCAGUUGGGAUCUUCAAAGAUCAACAGUCACAAACUGAGCUUGGAAUAUCACAAGAGCACUGAAUACUGGAGCACACCUCAAGAUGCCUACAAGCCGUCUUGCAUUGUCUAUCCCGACUCCGCGCAAGAUGUAUCGGUGGCUUUGCAAGCAAUUCGAGCAGCCGAUGCCCGAUUUGCAGUCAAGGGAGGAGGACACAACCCAAAUACAUUCUUCUCAAGCGUGGAUCAAGGCGUUCUCAUUGACCUGAGUAGUCUUUCGGAGAAGUCAUAUGACCCAGACACCACAUUGGCGACAUACCAACCAGGUGGCGUCUUUGGUGACAUAUACGACUAUUUCAUCAAGUACAAUAGAACGGUCGUUGGUGCCCGACUAUCUGGAGUGGGAACUGGUCUGGCGCUGGGAGGUGGAAUGAGCUACUUGUCUCCCCAGUACGGGAUGGCUUGCGAUUCUUUCCGCGAACUAGAGAUUGUUCUUCCUGAUGGUCAGAUCGUGACUGCAUCCAACACCACCAACCCAGAUCUCUUCUUUGCGUCUCGCGGAGGCGGAGGAAACGCGUAUGGUGUUGUAACAAAGUACACCGUCCAGAGUCGCCCCGUUGGACAAUUCUUCGCCGGAAACAUCAUCUACGCAUUUCCCCAGAAAGACACCAUCAUCGAAGCGAUUGGCAAUUUUAUCCGAUACAACACCGAUCCCAAGGCGAGCAUCAUCGGGACUUAUGAGAAAUUGCCCACCCCCGAUUUGAAUCUCAACAUAGAUGAGGCCAUCAUAAUGUUCCUUGUCUAUGAUGGUCCUGAUCCAGGACAAGCUUUCGCAAACUUCACAAGCGUUCCGCAUCUGAUCGAUACCACAGGGAUCAAGACAUAUCCCGAAGUAGCCGACAUGCCCGUCUCCUUUGCGACCGAGGCAUCCCGAGGAAACAACAUUUUCCGAGUCGGUGUUCACCGCGCAGACAACGAGGAGUAUAAGAAUGCGCUGGAUGUUUGGCGCAACUGGGCCGAGUCAAAUAAAGGCAAAUACACGCUGCUUUCACUGGACUUCCAGCCCGUCCCGAAGAGCUUGACAGACGCUAGCAAGGCGCAAGGCGGGAACGCGAUGCAAAUGCCUGAUGGCCCAUGGUUCUGGCUGAAUUACUUGAUUACCACGCCCCCUGGCAUGAGCGAUCCUGAUUACGACGCCAUUCAGUCGAGCUUCCGCGAUAUGGUCUCAUCGACGACCAACGCCGAGGGUCUUCCACUCUUCAUCAACGAUGCGAAUCGGGAUCAACACCCCCUGUCAACAUUCUCCACGUACGAGAAGCUGCAGGGGAUCAAGAAGAAAUAUGACCCGGAAAACUUCUUUGCGGACAAGACGGGUGGUUGGUCAUUUGACUAG
Penicillium brevicompactum is the source of this 1464-nucleotide messenger RNA. Its product is annotated as FAD-binding oxidoreductase. The transcript has a single exon. NCBI's taxonomy places the organism in Eukaryota, Fungi, Ascomycota, Eurotiomycetes, Eurotiales, Aspergillaceae. Gene Ontology annotation, molecular function: FAD binding; oxidoreductase activity. The record is from RefSeq and is a predicted model, not a curated record. The coding region runs from base 1 to 1464 and encodes 487 amino acids.